CUUCUAGUGUGCAAUCAGCAGUCGCCGGAGACGAACGAGGGGAGCAAGCUGAUCUGGUUUCAUCAAGCGAACGAAACAAGAACGAAAUAACCGUCCAGCCAGCUAGCAUAUCAAGGUCGUUCGUCGACUUGUUCCCCUACGCUCUUUUUCUAGAUGCGUAUAGUUCGAUCACAGGCCGCAAGUGGCGUCAUGAUCGAAUUCGCCACGCAUUUUUGACACGGCAUCGGCAAUCUCUCCUCUAAUCACUACAUACCUCUUGCCAUAGGAGAAACAAAUCGACACCAUGCUUCGUUUGCUUUCGAAGAACUUAAAUUCUGUGCGUGGAUUCGCAUCUGCGGCCGUCCCGGCGCCGGAAACCAAUCCAUCUGUCCUCUACGCUGGGAUUUUUAUUGAUAAUGAAUGGCAUCAAUCAAAAUCUGGCAAAAAAUUUGAGACUCGCAAUCCAGCAACAGAAGAAGUUAUCGCUAAUGUCCAACAAGGUGAUGCUUCCGAUAUUGAUCAAGCAGUACAAGCAGCAAGAAGGGCCUUUAAAUUGGGUUCACCAUGGAGGACGAUGGAUGCAUCCCAGAGAGGAGUUUUGUUACACAGGUUGGCAGAUUUGAUGGAACGUGACCGCAAGUAUCUUGCUUCCCUGGAGACCUUGGACAAUGGAAAACCAUACUCGACAGCCUAUGGUUUUGAUCUACCAGCAAGUAUAGGUACACUCAGGUACUAUGCAGGAUGGGCUGAUAAAAAUCAUGGAAAAGUCAUUCCUAUGGAUGGUAAAUUCUUCGCUUAUACUAGACAUGAACCAGUGGGUGUUUGUGGACAAAUUAUUCCCUGGAAUUUCCCAAUUUUGAUGGCUGCAUGGAAGCUGGGACCUGCACUAGCUACAGGAAACUGUAUUGUUCUUAAACCAGCUGAACAAACUCCACUCACUGCCUUGUACAUUGCACAGCUUACAAAAGAAGCAGGAUUCCCAGCUGGAGUAGUUAAUGUUGUUCCUGGAUUUGGUGAUGCUGGUGCCGCUAUAGUCAACCAUCCUGAUGUUGAUAAAGUAGCUUUCACUGGUUCUACUGAAAUUGGACAACUGGUGAAGGAAGGUGCUGCCAAAAGUAAUUUAAAGAGGACCACAUUAGAAUUAGGAGGAAAAUCACCCAACAUCAUCUUUAAGGAUGCAGAUAUGGACCAAGCUGUUGAAACUGCCCACUUUGGUCUAUUCUUUAACAUGGGUCAGUGUUGCUGUGCUGGAUCUAGGACCUUUGUCGAAAGUUCUAUUUACGAUGAAUUCGUUGAAAGGAGUGCCGCUCGAGCUAAAGCUAGGACUGUUGGUGAUCCUUUUGAUAUGAAUGUAGAGCAUGGUCCUCAGAUUGAUGAAGACCAGAUGAACAAAAUUUUGUCCAUGAUUGAUUCUGGAAAAUCUGAAGGUGCCAAACUAGUUCAAGGAGGUGGAAGAGUAGGUGAAAAAGGUUACUUCGUAGCUCCGACUGUCUUUGCUGACGUUAAAGAUAACAUGAAAAUCGCAAGGGAAGAGAUCUUUGGACCAGUUCAACAAAUUUUGAAAUUCGACAAAAUCAGCGAUGUGAUUCAAAGAGCAAACAAAACUGAUUAUGGAUUAGCAGCUGCUGUUUUCACAAAAGAUAUUGAUAAAGCCAACUAUGUUGUCCAAGGAUUACGAGCGGGUACCGUUUGGGUCAACUCAUACAAUGCAUUAUCUACUCAAGUUCCUUUCGGUGGUUACAAAAUGUCUGGUCAUGGUAGGGAACUGGGAGAGUAUGGAUUAGAAGCUUACACAGAAGUUAAGAGUGUAAUUGUCAAAGUAACUGAAAAGAAUAGUUAAUGUGGAUAAUUGUGUGGAUUUCUGAAAUCGCACAAUAUAUAUAUAUAACUCGUCAAGUUGCCAUGUACUCAUGACCACCAUAAAUUACAUUGUAAAGUUUAUACUCUUCCAUGGUAUUUUUUAGAAAAAUAUAUCAUUUUGUAUGUUAUAGUACGCUUUUGAAUAAGAGACUUUUUUAAGCAGAGACUUAAAGGAAUUACAUAAAUGAGGGAUGAUUUUGUAUGAAAUUUGUGAUAAAUGUUACAAUAAUAGAUCUGUUAAACAAGCAAUAACAAUAUCAAAUAUUGAUAUACUAAGAGUGGGAGUUAAGCUGUGUUAUUCAUUCUUAAAGACAUCUUGCAUAAAUAAAUCAAAUAUAUAUUUAUAAAAAAAGUUUAAGUAUGAUUAAUGUUCAUUUGGGAAUCGAAUGUUGACAAAAUUUAUUCAUAAUUAUUUAUGAAGUUAUAAGACUGAUAGUACAUCAACAAGCUUUCAAUUUCCAAACGCAUACGUUAUACUUUAAUUUAUUUUAAGAAUUUGAUUAAAAACAAGUAAUAAAAUUUUAACUGUAAAUAUAAAUUGUCAGCAAAAUGGUAAUAAAUUAUAUAUAUGAACUAUAUCAAAUUGUAAACACAUUAUUAAGUAAAUUUUUAAGAUUUACUGAUGUAUAGAACAAUCACACAAUUAUCAAUAAAAUUGAUGUACAUUACGAUACCUGUGACCUGCUAAG
Molecule: messenger RNA, 2528 nt
Organism: Nasonia vitripennis (jewel wasp)
Lineage: Eukaryota; Metazoa; Arthropoda; Insecta; Hymenoptera; Pteromalidae
Gene: Aldh
Product: aldehyde dehydrogenase, mitochondrial
Exons: 9
Coding region: 284-1819 (511 amino acids)
Molecular function (GO): aldehyde dehydrogenase (NAD+) activity
Source: RefSeq, a predicted model, not a curated record